Messenger RNA from Carassius auratus (goldfish), 1807 nucleotides. RefSeq names its product solute carrier family 39 member 8 (gene slc39a8). Gene Ontology annotation, biological process: intracellular monoatomic cation homeostasis; zinc ion import across plasma membrane. NCBI's taxonomy places the organism in Eukaryota, Metazoa, Chordata, Actinopteri, Cypriniformes, Cyprinidae. Gene Ontology annotation, molecular function: zinc ion transmembrane transporter activity; monoatomic cation:bicarbonate symporter activity. The coding region runs from base 34 to 1368 and encodes 444 amino acids. The record is from RefSeq and is a predicted model, not a curated record. The transcript is spliced from 8 exons. Gene Ontology annotation, cellular component: plasma membrane.
CGGUAAAGUUAUUCAUAUCGAAAGGAUAGAGCUAUGGAGGAAAGUUUGAUUCAAAAUGUUUUGCGCUUCUAUGGUGAGAGCGGUUCGCUGUCCACAGGAAACCUGGAAAACUUUCUGCGCCUCAUCACCAGCCGCCGCGCGCCGUCGGUCGAUGCUGACGCCAAUCCGCUGAAGAACACCGAGUGUUCUUCAUUGUCAGAGCUGCUGUCUGCCUUUGGAUUAAGCAACGCUUCAGCCGUCAGUCCCAGUGAUCUGGAGAUGAUGUGUCCAGCUAUUCUCAAUCAGGUCCUGCUUCCUUCCUGCCCUUACAGCUCCCUCUCAAACCAUAAUGAUUCUUCAUCGUUACCUGAUCACAAAGUUUGGGGUUAUGGUUUCCUGGCCGUGACCGUGAUCAACUUGGCUGCUCUGUUGGGGUUAUUUCUGGUGCCUUUGACUAAAAAAACAUAUUUUCCAAAAGUCUUGACAUAUUUCAUUGGAUUGGCCAUUGGGACACUGUUUUCAAAUGCUGUACUGCAACUUAUCCCAGAGGCCCUUGGCUUAGAUCCUAAAGACGAUAACUAUGUGCUAAACGUAGUUGGGAUUUUUGGUGGAUUUUAUAUUUUGUUCUUCACUGAACGAGUUUUAAAGAUGGUACUGAAAGCAGACCCAGAGCUGGGACACAGUCAUUUCCCUCCCCUGCAGUCAGCUGACAUCACCAUCACCACCUUUAGCAAUGACGCUGUCAUAAACAACAUCAGCGGUGACAUCAUCACAAACAACACCAAUCAUGAGAUAAACUCUAUCAAUGAAAAGUCCAACAACCCAAGUGAGAGUCCAGCCAUUGAACAGAAUGCAUGCGUGUUAUUUACUUGUCACUGGCUGAAAGGGGAGGGAAUGUCUAAUAUAAAGACUGUGGCAUGGAUGAUCACUGUCAGUGACGCUGUGCAUAACUUCAUCGACGGUCUGGCCAUCGGAGCGUCCUUCACUCUCUCUCUUCUCACUGGCUUCAGCACCUCUAUUGCCAUCUUCUGUGAAGAGUUCCCUCACGAGCUGGGUGAUUUUGUGAUUCUGUUGAACUCGGGCAUGAGUGUUGGUCAGGCUGCAUGUUUUAAUCUGCUGUCAGCGAUGUGCUGUUAUCUGGGUCUUGCAUUGGGGAUCCUGCUGGGCAGGAGUUUUGCUCCAAAUGCUAUCUUUGCCAUUGCUGGUGGGAUGUUCCUCUAUAUCUCCCUUGCAGACAUGUUCCCAGAGAUGAACAGUAUCAUGGCUACACAUACCAAAGGUUAUCGAGGAAAGAUUGUGUUCUUCCUGAUCCAAAAUGCUGGGCUGCUCACCGGAUUCACUGUAAUUUUGCUUAUUACCCUGUUCGCUGGUGAUAUCAAUCUGGAGUGAGAAAGAAAGAAGCGAAUGAAAGUGAGAAACAAAGAACAAUUGUUUUCAGUGCCAGAAACCAAAAACUUGAGACAGACACUGUUGUUUUUGCAGUUUGUAUGCUAGACUAGUACUGUAUUUGCUGUUGGGGAAAACAUAACACAAUCAUAUGGUCCUGGAGUACAUGAUUUUUAUUACACUGUUUAAUGAGAUUUUGUUGUUGUACUGAUGUGAGUGUUAGUGUGUGAUGUGAAAAGGCAACAAUACUCUGCUGUGUGAAGAGGAAUUCCUCAGUGGCAGUGACAGCCUUGCACUGAGUCUCUGAGCAGCUUUGUCAUCCAAAUGUCACCUUUUGAGUGAGACUGUUUCAUGUUCACACAGUCUCUAACCAAAGGAAAUGGAAGAGAAGAUAACUGCUGUGUGCUUUUGUGUGUCUUUUCUACAGCUGGUUUCAUUGGGG